CUCUGUGACACGAGCCAGCAAGAAUUGACGAUCGAGAAAAAAACAAAAGCCUUUAUCGUGUCCACGAUUUAUUGUCUGUUCUUGCAAAAUAAUGUGUAUGAAUUAAGGAAAUUUUGCAUAAAAUAGUGUAAAAAGUGCUGUAAGCGGUAAGUCGCUAAAGAAGCCGGAAAUGGCGGGUGAGUUAAAUUUGGCUCAGUCCUCACGAGCGGUGUGAAAGAAGCGGCAGGCAUGAGUCAGUCAGUCGAGCCGGCAGUGUCGAUGGGAACUAGCACUGCACACGCCAAUCUCGUGUACACAAGUCAGUGACAGUUUUGGAUACAAAUAAUUUAAAGAUGGAUACAGGUCAAUGGAGGACAGCCUUAUCAAUCCAAGGUGCUCGGCCAGAAGAUGGUGUUCGGGACAUGAUAGUCAUUAGUGAUAUUGAUGAAAAUGGGAUUAACACCAAUCUCCAUGUACGCUACAAGCGAGAUAUUAUCUAUACUUUUACAGGGUCUAUUCUUGUAGCAGUGAACCCAUACAAGGACAUCAGCAUCUACGAACAAAGAAAUGUGGAAGAAUACAGCGGGAAGAAACUCAGCCAGGUCGAGCCUCACAUCUUUGCUAUCGCCGAGGCGGCCUACCAGAGUAUGUGCAGCUCCACCGCCAACCAGUCCUGCAUCAUCAGUGGCGAGAGUGGCGCCGGCAAGACCGAGAGCACCAAGUUCAUCCUGCAGUACCUGUGCUCCAUCACAAAUCACACCUCCUUCUGGACCGAGCAGCAGAUUCUGGAGGCCAACACGCUCUUGGAGGCCUUUGGAAAUGCUAAGACGGUUCGCAACGACAACUCCAGUCGCUUCGGCAAGUUCAUGCAGGUGUGCUUUGACGGCACGCAGAUCAAAGGCUGCAUCGUGCAGGACUACCUGCUGGAGCAGUCGCGCAUCACCUUUCAGUCGCCCAACGAGCGCAACUACCAUGUCUUCUACCAGCUGGUGGCCGGUGCUCAGGCCUCCCCGGAGCUGGCCCAGCAGUACUACAUUCACCCCGUGCAGCACUACGAGUACCUCAACCAGAGCGGCUGCUACACCCUGCAAGGCGUCAACGACCUGCAGAUGUUCGACAACCUGCGCCUGGCCAUGAACGUCCUCAACAUCGCAGAGGAGAUGGUGGGCGGCAUCUUCGCCGCGCUCUCCGCCGUGCUGUUGCUAGGCAACAUGCAUUUCGAGGACGUGGAAGGCGAGAAAAGCGCCUUGACAGAGGGUGACCAGCACUUGCUGUGCACGCUCUGCGAUCUGCUGGGCUUCGAGCAGGACAGCCUCAAGGACCUGCUGCUGUUCCGCCAGAUCCAGGUCCGGGGGACCAUCACUAACAUUCCUUUCAAGCAUCAGGAGGCCAGUGAAAACCGCCACGCCAUGGCCAAGGCUCUGUACUCGAGGACGUUUGCCUGGCUAGUGGACGCAAUAAACAAGUGCACCAACCCCGGCCAGCACCAGAUGCGCUUCAUCGGCAUCCUCGACAUUUUCGGCUUUGAGAACUUUGCGACAAACAGUUUCGAGCAGCUGUGCAUCAACUACACAAAUGAGAAGCUCCAUCGUUUUUUCAACCACUAUGUCUUCGCUCUGGAGGAGGAAGCGUAUCGGGAAGAAGAAAUUCAGUUUGCCCACAUCACCUUCACAGAUAACAGCAAGUGUGUGGAACUCAUAGAAAAGCCUCCAAGGUGUAUCCUAAAAAUGCUGGAUGAGGAAUGCCGUUUUCCACAGGGAACUGACAAGUCCUACCUGAUGAAACAGCAUGAGAUGCUGGAAGAACAUGAUUACUACAUUAAGGGCAGUGACCGCCGCAGGUGGGAGGUGGAGUUUGGGGUGCAUCACUAUGCAGGGAUGGUGUUGUACUCUGUGCAGGGCUUUCUAGACAAGAACAAAGACACUCAGCAGGACCAGCUGUUUGAUCUCAUGCAUAAUUCUACCAACACAUUUGUCAAGGACCUCACCAGAUUCCAGGAUUUACUUGGAGUUCGGCUGGAAGUUUUGCAAGGGAGACAAACCAUCUCACGGACGACCAAAAAUAAACCAACAGUUGGUGACACUUUCAAGCACCAGUUAUCUGCCCUUGUGGAUGUUCUUGGACUUACAAAUCCAUGGUAUGUACGCUGUUUAAAGCCCAACUCCCAAAAACUACCUAACAACUACAAACCUGAAGAUGUCUUGCUUCAGCUAAGGUACUCAGGAAUGUUGGACAUCAUUAGGAUCAAACGGGAGGGCUAUCCUGUGCAUAUACCUGUGGAGACAUUUUUCUUCAAGUAUGGGAUUCUACUUCCGCGAAAUAGUGGCACUGCAGACCCACGAGCAGCUGCCACCACCAUCCUCAAGACUCUUGGCUUACCUGCCACUGAGUGGCAGGUGGGGAAGACUAAGGUAUUUAUGCGCACUGCUGUGUUCGAGCCUUUAGAAGACUGGCGAAUGGAGUUGCUGCGACAGAGAGCCAUACUUGUUCAGAAAAUAUGGCGUGGUUAUAAUUGCAGGCGAGCAUUCCUUGCAAAGAAACAGGCAGCACUGAUACUUCAAGAAAGAUUCAGAUCAUUCCGCCUCCGGCUUGAAUUCCUACGCCAAAGACGUGCAGCAGUUGUCCUGCAGAAACAUGUUCGAGGUAUGCAGGCCAGAAAAAUGGCAGAAACAAUGCGCAUACAAAAGCGACAAGAAGAGGAAAGGCGAAGGCUGGAGGAGCAAGAGAGGGAGAGAAAGAAGAGAGAAAAAGAAGUUGCAGAUGAGGUGGCCAUUGAAGAAUCACUAAGACGUCUCAGGCAGCGGGAUUCCUGGCUUGCACUGCUGAGGCAGUCACAGUUUGAGCUAGAGUCGCUGACACACCUAAUUGAGUCCAUGUGGACACACUACCAACCUCCAGUCUCACCACACAGCCUUGACCUCGACGAGAUGUUUGGCUUCCUACAAGAGGAGAGAGCAGAUUUAAAGCAAGAACAAAAGGUUGAGGCCCUUAAAGCCAUCAAUGAGCAGUUUGAACAACUGGACACGCUUUGUACACAAACGGAGGAGGAAUGUGCUUUGCUAAAACAGGACAUGGCCAUUCAGUCGGCACUACAGGAAGUUGAACACUCCAUUGCAGAGUUUGAUGAGGGCAUUCCUAGCUCUCCGGGUAUGUAUGAGGUCAUAACCAGAGCGCCAGGUAAGCCCCCACCACCACCGCGCACAUCAUCUCUGGUGGGACUUCCUCCUGGAGUCAGCCAGGCUACUGCCUUCCUUCCCCCUGUCCCUACACCACCUCCUCCGCCACCUCCUCCACUUGAAGAUCACUUUGCUCCUGGACCACCGCCGCCGCCGCCACCACCACCACCGCUUCCUCCUGGUGUACCAUGUGCUCCUCCUCCACCACCAUCAGAAGGGCCACUACUACCACCACCUCCUCCUCCACCGCCGCUACAACCUAUAGAAGGACUUCCACCUCCACCUCCACCCCCUCCCGAUCAGUCUUCAGUGGAAGAGGCUUUACCCCCUCCUCCACCCCCACUAGCCUUCCCCCCACCACCUCCUCCACCACCCCCUCCAGAUACCACAGACACAGAGGUGGAAAAUCCAUAUGCUGAGCUGUCUGAAGUCCGCAAAGCUUCUCUGACAGGUGGAGUUCCCCAUCACACGGUACAUGUGGUUCCACCCCCUCUUCCUCCAUCUCCUUCUCCAUCUCAGAACUCAAGAGGGUCACGCAGAAGUUUGGCUUUGCGGCUGGAACAGGACCAUCCAGGAGUCGGGGCAGGGGUAGGAGCAUCGGGGCUGGUGCCUGUGCCAGCAGACAUGGGCCAGCUGUCACCAAGCAUGCAAGAGCGUCUAGAUUCCAUGAUGCAUGAAAAUGUGAACACUGCAGUCCCCCCACAAUAUGUGUCACCUGCAGCUGAGACACCAGAGUUGCCUGAAAUGGAUGGUGUGUUUGACAUCUUGGAGUUUGCAGAGAAGUUCUUCAAUGACCAUGAGCGGGACCCUGGUGGUACAAUGAUGAGGAGCAUUAGAAGACGAAAGCCGUCAGCAGUGGAAAUAAUGCCACGUGUGGAGAUGCUAAUAUACAGUAGAACUGGGUUGAUUCCAACUUCUCACGUCCAUCUACAUGACACAGAAAAUAUUCGACUAGCCUGCGAAAUAUUUAGGGAUCUUACAAGAUAUAUGCGUGAUGAAGUGAAGGAUGACUCAGCCUUAGAGAUAGUACAGAACAUUGUCAAGUGUGGCAUUGAGCGUAUUGAGCUGCGAGAUGAAAUUUUCUGUCAACUGCUUCGUCAGACAAACUGCAACAAUGAGCUGGAUAGCCUACGACAGGGCUGGGUCAUAAUGUGUCUCUGUACUGCUGCUUUCUCACCCAGCAAGAACCUCCAUAAGUACUUGCUGUGCUAUGUGAGGAAGAAUUGCUCUAACCCUACAAUUGGAAAGUACGCUCUAAUGUGCCACAGUCAUCUCACUAUACCCCGGGCAACAUCCCGCAAGCACCCACCCUCUACAAUUGAAAUCGCGAGUGUGGAGCAGUUGAGCCCAAUGGUGUGCAAGGUGUUUUUUAUGGAUGGAAAGACCAAAGCUGUGAGUCUUCAACCAUGUGACACCACGACAGAGGUGCUGGACAGGCUGUCCAAAAAAAUUGGUCUCAAGUCUGUUGAAGGAUGGGCUCUUUAUGAGACAAAUAAAGACUUCGAGCGAUUUAUCAGAAGCUAUGAAUAUAUAGCUGACAUCCUUGCUCAGUGGGAGAGUGCAGAUAGCUUGUCAGCCCAGCCAUCGAAGAACGAAACAAUUUCAAAGAAAGGCCCCAAGAUGGCACUGGGAGGGGCUGACUCCAGGCUGAUGUUCCGCAAGCGUGUUUACCGACAUGUGCAUGACAUUCCCAAUGACCCCAUUGAGUAUCAUCUCCUGUAUGCUGAGGCUGUCCACAAAGUUGUUAAGACGGAUGAGUUCUCUGUGUCCGAUAAAGUGGCCCUCCAGUUGGCAGGACUUCAGGCUCAGGUGGUUUGGGUAAAACAUUUGCUGAUAUGCUCUAACAGGUAUAGUGAGGCAGACCAGUAUCUCUGUAAGCGUAUUCUGGCAUCUUCGGGAAAAACUGGUCACAGGAAGUUGGCUAAAGCACACAAGCAUUAUGGUGCAGGCAAGAGUGACUUGGAGGCGAAGGUAUGGUACCUGACUUGUGUCAAACAGUUUCCUCUGUAUGGUUGCACCCUCUUUCCCAUCGUACACAAGGGUUUGUGGUCUCAUGGCUCAGACACUCUCCUGGCUAUCAACAUGGAUGGCCUGAAAUUUGUGCGGGGACGAGACAAGGCGCUCAUCUACGACUUCAGAUAUCAUGACAUCGAAUCCAUUGCUGUUGACCCUAAUGACAACUUUGUGACAAUGGAAAUGAGUAACAAGAUGGUAGGCGGCUGUCCACAGAAGACAUUCAUGUUCGAGACGUAUCACAAAGAGGACAUUGGUCAUCUAAUUGCCAGUUACUGCCCACAUCACGUCUGGAUGAAGCCAGAAUAUGAAGGCAUGAAGAAGAUGAAGCUGACUGAUGAUGAGAAGCUGAAGCUUUAUGAGGAGAUAGUACGCUGUCGAAAGGCAUUGGCCGAAAGCCGAAUUUUACAACGACCACCUCAAGAGGGCAGCACUGGCUUUAUAAGAAACACAUUAAGGAGAUUAACUAAAUCCAAGCUGGAUAGACUGAGGAGUUAUGCCAGCAGUGAUGCAGGCAGCAACUUUGGCGUCGACUUCUGGUCCUACAGCAAAACACCGCUGCGCCAGUCUCUGACAAUUGUUCACAACCCUGCUCACGAAGAGACUGCUGUUAAAAUGUUCAGCUGCAUUUUGAUUUAUUCUGGAAUUGAAGAAUCCGUUGACACAGAUGAAGAUCAUGUGACCAUGAUGCAGAAUGUGAUGCAGAAAUGCUUGGAGAAUGACCUGCUAUGCAAUGAGUUUUACCUGCAGCUAGUCAAGCAGACCACAGAUCACCCAGACCCCAACAGUUUGGUGAAUCGCCGAUCAUGGCAGCUGCUGUCAGUAGCAUGCGCAACAUUGCCUCCUGUUCAUACACGAGUUCACAAGUAUGUUCAGGUCCAUCUCAAGAAGUGUGCUAUGGACACAACCUCAGAAGAGGGUAAAUUUGCUCGCUUCAGUCUCAAGUGCCUGAAUAGAACAGGGGAAAAGAAGAGGAGGAAGUUUCCACCUUCUGUACGAGAAAUUCAGUGUGUGAUACAGAGGAAACUGAUAACUCAGAGAAUUUUUUUCCUGAAUGGUGAUCAAAGAGUGGUGGAGUUUGACUCGGCUGCAACAUGUGGGGAGGUGAUCAAGAUCAUCCAAGCAAAGAUUGGCAUGCGUUCAGAUGCUGAAGGCUUUGGCAUUUAUGAGGUCAUGACCAGCUCAGCAUCCUUCACUUGCCGAGGCAUGGGUGUUGAUGAGCGAAUGUCUGACACCAUCAGCAAAUGGGAAAGGUUAUCACGCAGCGGUGCUGUACAGGAGUUCCACCUCACUUUUAGGAAACGACUAUUUAUUGAACCAUAUGUGGACUACAAUGAUCCAGUAGAGUGUGACCUUGUCUUCCAUCAACUAAUUCAGGAUGUGUUUGAGGAGAGGAUUCCAAUUACACCUACACAUGCAGUACAACUCUGUGCAUUAAAAAUACAGUCAGAGAUGGAAGAUUGCAAGUCAGGGGACAUAAAUUACAGCUCAGUGUUACGAAUCUUGCCUCGUCCUAUGCGAGGCUAUAUUCGCCUGGAGGAUAUUGUGACUGUGCACCGAACUUUGCUAGACCUGAGUCCCCAGCAGGCAGUCACUAGCUUUAUAUCAGUGCUUCAAGAAUGGCCGCUGUUUGGAGCUACUAUCUUCCCUGUCAGCCAAACUUACACCUCCUCCAUGCCAAAGAAUCUGUUGUUAGCUGUGCAUCAGAGAGGUAUCUCCCUGCUGGAAUUGCACACAUAUAGACUUCUGUCUUCGUUUGGCUAUUCGGAAGUGGUGCAUUCAAGUCCAGCAAUCAAGAGCAUCAUGAUUGUCAUUGGGAACAUGGCCAAGGGCACUAAGUUCAUGUUCAACACCAAUGAGGCAUCCCAGAUCGCUCACCUGGUGAAGGACUACAUGGAGGAGCUGCAGGCUCGCUGCCUCCUGUCGCCUAACGACAACUCCCAGCGAAUGUCCCGAGCCUUUGACUUGGAGGACAUGGAUCGUCAGAAUGUGGCACUACCAAGCCUGGAUCCCAUCCGACAAGAGUGAAAGGGGUGCGCUGAGAUAAGAGGCCAGCGGACCAAACAGGGCCAGCCAGCCAUGCAGCCACCGAAACCGGGGUGUCGUGCCGCCUACACCUGCCGAUGGACAGGUCCAGGAACAAAGAGACUUGUACAGGUGCAAUAUUUCAGGAGGACGCUAUGAUGCUGGACUGCCAGCUCUUGGGGAGGCAGUCACAGCCAAGACUGAGAGGCGAGGAAGAAAGAAGAGGAACCGCACAGUCGAGGAGUACCCUGAUUCGGCUGCGGAACUCGGACAAAAAAUGUACAGGAGUCAUGUGCUAGUCAUUGCCCGGCGACUCAGGAGCAGUUUCUGGUGUAGCAGACUUCGGGCCCAAAAUGCUUGUGUCACCUUUCGUCGCCAGCAUUUCAGUGUUUCUGUGUUGCUCCCCUGACUUCGUAUUGCGUGCACUAGGGACGGAUGAACAGAUCACGGUCAUUUUGACCAGGCAGACUGCGUCUUUCUGGAUCUCCUUUUAAAGCUGUCACAUGCAAGGGAAUUUCUCUAUCUUUAACAGACUGUUAUUUAGAUAUUGUUGGGGGAUGGGUGUAUCUGGAAACCAGCAGCAAUGCAGUGCAUAGCUGAUGUUGGUGUUUGGAACCCUCAGGCUGUCGAUAUCUGUAGAAAGGGAAGGUGCAGGAAGGAGUGUUUGUCAGGGCAACAGUAUGCUUAAUAAUGGGUCUGAUGAUGGUUCUUUCUCUUUUGGGGGAGUGGGGCGUUGGUAUGCUCCAAGCAGCCAAUUGGACACCUGCAACCAGAUGCCGUUUGCAAGCCCGAUCAUGACCACACUGGACCUUCUAAGACCCAGCUCAUCCUCGCAACUGAGCAAUUUUCGCUGACAUUUGUAGAGUAGAGGUGCCGGCAAGUGCGUCACGGCCAUCUUGCUGUGCACCGCGUGACAGAUCAUGUGGGUUCGCACAACAUUGCAUUUGAAGGCAGUUUUUUUCCACUGUAUGUAUUGUAAUCAUGGAUAAUUAGGAAGAGAUUGGUGAUGAUUGGCAGUUAUUGUCUUCAUUCUUUUAUUUUAAAUGUGUAAACAUUGCAGAUGUGUUUACCUUCUUUUACCCGCUCAGCGCCCCAUCAUCUUCAGCGCAGGCCAUAUCCUGGAGGUUGGGAAACAAAUUGUGCGCAGACUUUUGUAUACAUGUGAAGGCUUUGUUGGAAUGUGUGCGCAUUUGUCAUGCUUGUCUCCUGAUGUCGUCCGCUACGCCCACCACGGCUUUGUGACAUUGGCUCGUGAAAUGCUUUUGCGAAAUGUGAUCCAUUUAAAGUGCGUCUUUGUUGUAAAAGCUGUCCUUCUAUUACCCUACAGCCCCUUUUUUUCCAGAGCUCUGCUUUUUAAUUAGGGUAGUAUUUGGCAUUUAGCAUGGGGUUAUGGAUGAAUAUCGUUGAUGCACGAGGGUCUGACGGGAUCUGUAUUCAACAGGUCGGAUGUUAUUACAGGACCGUUGGUCUUUCUGAUCAUGAGACAGAAGCCGCGAUAAAGUGAUUUUUAGAGACAAAUCUACAUGAAAAUCAGUGUUUAUAAAGGAGGAAAAAUAAAUUCAGGGGCUGUGCGGAUUGUCGUGUAAACAGUAACUGGAGUAACCAUGACCCAACUAGUCCUUGCCACUAUGAGUGUUUUGGGAUCGCAUCAAAGGACGGCACUAGAUUAGUCAGCAUGGGUUAUGUCUCUUCAGAAACUCUUCAAAUCGCUGGCUUUCUUGCCUUUAAAAGAAUCUUUUUUAAUUCAGUUAUUUUAAUUAACCAGAUCUCGUUGGCUUGUUGCCAUGAUUCUUGCCAAUGCUUCCUUACCCAGCUUGUCCGUAUCUGGUAGCUAGUAGCCCAGGUGCAGACCGAUCCAUUAUUGGACUCUCAUGGCUACAUGUUCUGUGACUCUCGACCUGCAUUUCAUUGUCAGGCAGCUUGUCAUGUCGAAUAGCGCCCCAUAAGGAAAAGUGCAGCGAGAUUUGAGGUGGCAUGGACACACCAUCUGGAGUCCGUCCUGGGCUUCUUGAUCAACACACUGUCCGUGCCGUGCCAGCAGCCAGACCUGAUCAUACUUGGUCGCUAUCAUGAUAACCCCUUCCCAUGCUCCACUUUCCCUAUGUACUAUCCGGUUUACUUGCUUACCUGAAUCCCCCCCCUCCCCGGCAUGUCUGUAUAAAAUACAGUAAAAAAAGGAAAAAACCAAAACAAAAACUGACGCUUCUCUUGUACAUAUCGGUCCCUUUGUUUUGAUAGCUUUAAUUCCUGUAAAUAACUGUGCAAUGCGGAAGGAUAUCUUGCUGGUAAAGCCAAUUCUGAAAGCAGUGACUUCGAUUGCUGGCAUACAGUGCCUACUACGUUGAAAGAAGAAAGUCUCGUGUGUGAUACUGAUUCCAACCAUGACACUGUCUUUGAAAGUUUUUGUGUGUGUGAUGGGUGAUUUCCCUCCAUUCCACCACCCCCCAGUCUUCGAUUAACUUCUCCCAGCUCUCCUUCCUUUUAUUUUCACGUCGGUCUUUGUUUGCAUAUCAACUAUUAUUUGAUUGAAAGAGGAGAGUUAUUUUACGUUGAGCAUGUUAAUGUAGGGAGAGUUCAGUCAGUCCCUGUCGGUCUCGAGGUCUCCAUGUGACGUGUGCUACAAGUCAGCAGAUCUUGCCACCCAUCCACCCACUCACCUAUCGAGGGAGAGAAAAUUUGACAGAAAUUCUUGCAGUCAGGGCGCUUGAAGGAGAGUGUACUCAGGUACACUCCUUCCAGCUAAAAUAAAUCGUUGGAACUCUUCGUUGUGUGGGUUUUGCUUAUCAACGGGGUCAGCGUUCUUUGGUACAGCUGCACUUGGACGUGUAGUCUCUCUCUCUUAUUUUUACAGCUUGGGGUAGGGUUCAUAGAGAAAUUUCGUUUCGUAUGGAAACCUUUGAUUUUUUUUCAGUAUGACUAUAAUUAUUUAUUGAAAGAACGUGGUACGACGAUUUGACUGACCUCGUGUAUUAAUCAACUUCCAUUGCGUCUCCUCCGCUGCAUAAUACUCUAUCGCUUCCAAUCCGGAACCGGAAGGAACGUCGCAUUUCAUCAGCGAGAGCGCCGUUGGCUGUUCUCUCAUCGAACUGGUCGUCUUGUCCGUAGAUUCACUCGCCACUUCUUCCAUUCAACGGCUAAUCGAACGGAUUUGUUGGAUGGGGUGACGGAGAGGAAUAGGGGUCACUACGCAUUUUUUAAAUGAUUUUUUUCAUGUCAAAAGUGCUCGUGAAGCACAGUGGAGCUAGAUAGACCUUCUCGGGGAUACUGCAGGUCAGGUCAGGCCAGAGUAUUGCGUGCAUCCGGUUACUUGUGGAGGUGCCUGCUGUCAUGAGACGACCAGUUAUAUGCUUUUUCCAAACUUAUUAUGGGAUAGACAGCACUUAAAGACAUUUCUGUUGUUGAUUCCGUCGUUUCCAGCCGCGACCCGUGCAAUAUAAUUCCGUUUAAUGGAACGCCCACGAAAUCCAGGUUCAUAUCACAGGAGGAGGCCGAUUACCAUGACAUCCCUCCCUGCCCCUAUAUCAUCUUCCCCCGCUCUAGUGCAAGCAGCUUUCUGCACUUGAUGAUCAGGGCCCAGAUGCGCCGCGCGUUCGCUACUCAAUCGGGUAGCAGCUUAGCUGGCAAGAGAUCAUGUCUAGCGAUAAAUUGUUCACCCUGCCCUGCGCAUCCACCCGUGCAAUAUGUUGUUAACGAUCACGAAUAUUGCAUCCAGAUUAGCUUUACUAGCGACGAGGGUUUUCCUUCCUUAUUUUUGAAAUACUCCAUUCUGUUUCGGUUCUUGCAACGAUUGGCUAUGUUUGAAAUGCUGCUUUUUUUUUUUAAUCGAGAGAAUGGUUCUCUGCUAACAGUCCAUGCUCUUGGGUUUUAUUCUAAAUAGGAUAAUUAUGUCGAAGAAGUCAUCUCACAUAAUCAUAUUUUCAUGCCCCACGAAAGAUGUCGCUGAACUAGAUAUGAAGACCUCCGUAAGAAAUGAAACAGGAAUAAUGCGGAGUGCACCGAGGGCGAGAAAAUCAGUAACAGCUCUACGGGAAGAAGAGUUAAUCUCCGGUAGGUCACGUGGUCAUGGAGUACGCUUGGCACUCGAAGAUACUCCCAACGUGUCUGCCUCAAGCGAAACAUGAUAUUAACCAGUCAGAGCAGUGAGUAGACGACCAUGUUGGUGGCGAGGAAGGGAGCUUUUAACAACCGGAAAUUGAUCGUGUUAUCGCUCCUGUGAGCCCAACCAUUACCAAGACAAGAGCGUAUUGAUCAUAGCUCAUCAGUUACUGGUGCCAGAAGUGUGAUGACCGGCGAGUUUUAGUUAGGUCCAUCUUUUAAACGUCGUCGUCUAACCAUUUUUUUCCGAAUAUUUUUAUUAAUGCAGAAUUCAUCCUCUGUGGGUGGAUAUGCAAAGUGCGAUGUGUAGCAGUAACUUUUUUCAGCAUCCCACGCUCACAGGAUUCACUUGUAUAUUUAUAGUCACCUUCCUUACCUGUUCUGGACUCCCUGCAGGUGCUUUUGCGCAUGCAUCCAGCACUUUAAAGAAUUAGUGCACUCAGCAGUGCUCUUGUACGAAUAUUAGGUGCUAUUGCACUGUUCUCGCGUAUUCCACUUUCUUCGCACGUCCGUGACAUCAAACUGUUUCAUAUUUUCCUCUGGUUUUUCUGCCCUGGUCUCGAGCCAAGUUUAAAAUCAGGUCUGCCUAAUGAAGUGAUGGGUCUCUCUCUUUACUGCCAGAAUUCGAUCAAGAGAUCUGACGAAAGCGGCAUAUAGGAAUGCUUUAUACACAAUGUCUGCAGUUAGCAAUUAAUUCCGACAUACCCGAACUUUAUUGUUCUGCUUUUUCAAGUGGAGGUGGAGGUAGCAGUGAUUAGGGCAACAGCGUCCGAGCCCACCACCCUUCGGGUCAGCUCAAUUGCAAGUGUCUCUCUUUGAACACGAUCUGGUGGUUCAGGGGCUGCCCCCUUCCCCCAUCCUGCACGCUCUCUCUUAUCCACUUUUGCCAGAUGGAUGCGUGCCAAAUCGGACAGGCCAUGGUAUUUUUCUUUAUGUAAACAAUAGUACGUAUUAUUACGGGUUCAGUUCACCCUUUGUUGUGUCGGGCAGGGUCAAGGAAACAGAUUUCUUUUGACAGAGUGCAUUCAUCGUUAGGGUGCUGUCGGCAUCCUGAUACGUGAUCCAUGACUCCCACGUAGGUGCGGCAAGAUCGCAAUUGUGUUUUUUGCUGUAUUCACACUAGCUGGACAUUACCACCCACCCAUCCCCAACUGAAUGAAUGCUGAAUGGACCGUGAACUAAAAAUUACUUGUGACGAACAGUGAAUACCUUCUCAGCAGAUCCUACUACCCAGUAGUUGCUGGCCUCCCUUUCAGGCAACAUAUCACUCGUUUCCUCGCUCUGUGUGUGUUUGGAUGCCUGUUUUCGUUUGUUUCCAAUUUCUCAACCCCAUUACAUGUCAGUUCUGUGGAAAAAAAACCCCAAACAAACCCUGCGAUCCUUCUGCGCGACGUAUUCUGAUAUCCCCACCCACUUCACUGAUGUGGAAGGACGUAUGGGCGGAUGAGCGUGUCGGCGCGCACUACUGGCUGCGUCAGUCAUCCGUUGGGAGGAGGCUGGCAGACCAUGACUGCGGAUCUCCCAGACAACGCAGUCCGUGAUUGACGGGACUGGUCAAUACAUGGACCGCAGCAUUGUUGCUUUUCUUGGGUUCGAUUUGUUAUUGUUUUUCUUUUGCGAACCAAAGCAAAACGCUGGCAGAAUCAACGACGAUGUAUAUCAACUACACUCUGUGUGUAUGCGAUGUAUAGAGGGACAGACUGGGUGAUACAAUCUACUGCUAUAUCUAGUGCAGCGUAACUUGUUUCUUCAGUCGGGAGGGGUGGUUGUUAAUGUAAUGGUACCACGAAGAGCCUGGCUCUAUGUUUCGCUUGCUGUGUCGCUUUCUGUAGUGGUGAAGCAGCCUUUGUAUUCGCAACAAUAACGAUUCUGUUUAUGUGGAGUAUAUCAAUACAUAUUGUCUAGCCAUGACUGUUGGUAUGGUUUUAAUACGAUUUCAGUGCCUGCUUGCAUCAUGAAACCCAUAAUCCCAGGUUGACACGGCAUGUGUGCGUCUGUUUGGGUGUGCGUGCGUGCACGCGUGCGCGCUUGUAUGAGAAUGAGAGAGUCCUUGCACAAGACUGCGCAAGCACAUUGCAAAGUGUAUAACUUUUGUAGACGUAUGUUGUAUUGGGAAUGUGCUCGUUUUCAUUAUAUAUAUAUACUGUACCAAUAUUGUGCAUCCUGUUCCACAUUCCAAACCGUAUUUAUGUGUGCAUGUAUGUAUAUAUACGUUCCCUCUGUCUUCCUCCUGUCGGCAGUGCAUAAUCUUGUAACCAUAACCUGAGACUACACGGCGUUCUGGUGACUUCACACAGCCUUCCAGACCCAGAUGUAUUCUGUCCUCUUCAUUUCGCUUAAGAUUUUAGCAUCAGUUUACCAGUUGUUCUUUCUAAAGAAGAAAAAAACUUUAAAGGAAGACACAAUUCCAAAUGGAUUUUGCAAGCUGCAAGCCCAGCCUGUUCAUUUAUUUUAUCAAAAAUAUCGUUUUUUGAGGUGCUUAUUUCAAUUGAUGCCCAACGAGCUCUAAAACUCAAUUAUUAUUAUUAUUAUUAAAGGUCAUGAGAAGUUUGAUGAUGACAUGCGAUGUGAAAUUAUUUGUACAUUGAAUUCAGUUUCCGCACUGUGUACUUUAAGAAUCCAAAAGAUGAGCUGCAAAGACCAAGGUAUAUUACUAUACGAUAUACAUACAAUGCACUGCUUGUCUACUCUGGUUUAUAUGUUCUGGUUUCGUAGUACACACACGUGCUCACUGCUUUGGAGACGAGUCUACAGUAUGUAAAACAUUCGAAUGGCAGUGUAAGCUUGGGACCACCGAGACAAGAUCUCAGUUCUUUGGAACUAAUUAAAUUUGGCUGCCCAGUUUUUUUAUGAUAAAACUUGUGUUUUAUCAUUUGAUACACUUUUAUUUAAAGUACACUAUUUUGUGUAGUAUUUUGUAAAUGCAGAAAGACUUUUUUGUCGUCUGCUUUGUAAGAGGUAAUAUAUACCUGCAAAGUUCGCACGCAACAGCAAAGACGGAAGAGCAGAACACCACCCACCGACAAUGAUAAAGGGAUUUACUCAUGCCGCUGUUGUCAUUCCUCUCCUUUUUUUUCCGAUGGCGGCCAUCACGUUUUCUUCAAAAUGAAAAUAAGUUACAUUCGUUUUUACUGGAGAACAAUUUUUUUCCCUCAAAUCCUUUAACCAAUAUAUUUUAAAUUUGUCUAGCGCUAAAAGCAAAUUUUUUUUCUCCCAAUCAGACAUUCAUACAGCAACAGUCAGUACUUCCACCCUUGUAUGUUUAUUAAUUUCUUCGAUGUACAGCGAGAAAGUCAUGAGUAGAAAAUGAUGUUCUAUAUUUUGUUCACUUGGCAAUCUUGUUUUAAUUUCCUGUUUUGAGUGGAAGCAGGCUACUCUACGAUUUCGGCGCUUGGCAAACUGUUCUACUUCCUGUUUUGAGUGUAAGCAUUAAAAGCACAUAUUGAAAAGGAAAUCAUGUUGAAUUAUUUACGUGUGGCACAACACAACAAGCUGUAUCUUGCUUUGUCAACAAAUUCCCAUUGCUUUUUUUUAUGUCACGUUUUAAAAGUUUUAUGCAAGCUAUGCAUUUCUGUGUUACAGCCCUUGUCACGAAGGGGUUUGGGGAUGGGUUCGUUUUUUCGUAAAGAGGUGGGUCGGGGAGGGUAUAUGGCGGUUUGUGUUAAGUUGAAAAACAUGGCAGUUGAGCAACCGGGACCCAUUCAACAUAAAGCACUUCUUUGUGAAAUAAUAAACUUUGAUUUCUGA
Pomacea canaliculata is the source of this 15035-nucleotide messenger RNA. RefSeq names its product unconventional myosin-VIIa-like. Gene Ontology annotation, cellular component: myosin complex; cytoskeleton. The record is from RefSeq and is a predicted model, not a curated record. Gene Ontology annotation, molecular function: ATP binding; protein binding; cytoskeletal motor activity. NCBI's taxonomy places the organism in Eukaryota, Metazoa, Mollusca, Gastropoda, Architaenioglossa, Ampullariidae. Gene Ontology annotation, biological process: signal transduction.